Messenger RNA from Physeter macrocephalus (sperm whale), 1909 nucleotides. RefSeq names its product histone H2B type 2-E-like. The transcript has a single exon. Lineage: Eukaryota; Metazoa; Chordata; Mammalia; Artiodactyla; Physeteridae. Gene Ontology annotation, cellular component: nucleosome. The record is from RefSeq and is a predicted model, not a curated record. Bases 87 to 467 code for a protein of 126 amino acids. Gene Ontology annotation, molecular function: protein heterodimerization activity; DNA binding; structural constituent of chromatin.
CUAUAAGUACCGAGUCGCUUCCGGUAGCCUCUGUACCACUGCUGUGUUUGCGUUCGUGGUGGUUUCUGCAGUUCGUGCUUGCCGUUAUGCCUGAGCCGGCAAAAUCCGCCCCGGCGUCCAAGAAGGGCUCGAAAAAAGCUGUAACCAAAGCCCAGAAAAAGGACGGCAGGAAGCGCAAGCGCAGCCGCAAGGAGAGCUAUUCCAUCUACGUGUACAAGGUACUGAAGCAAGUGCACCCGGACACCGGCAUCUCAUCCAAGGCCAUGGGCAUCAUGAACUCGUUCGUCAACGACAUCUUCGAGCGCAUCGCGGGCGAAGCGUCGCGCCUGGCGCAUUACAACAAGCGCUCGACCAUCACGUCCCGGGAGAUCCAGACGGCCGUGCGCCUGCUGCUGCCCGGCGAGCUGGCCAAGCACGCCGUGUCCGAGGGCACCAAGGCGGUCACCAAGUACACCAGCUCCAAGUGAGUUCCUGCCUGGAUGCGGCGCUCGCACGAGUCGCCGAGCCCCUUGACUUUACAAAGGCUCUUUUCAGAGCCACCCACCUGCUCAGUGGAAGAAGCUGUCAUGUUGUUUUACACGGGUUUUUUGUAGCCCUACCUUGCUUUUUGGUUUCCUCACCUAGUUAACGUUAAGAGCGUUCACAGUCGUUAAGUACAAACGCAGCCAUUUCUUUCAGAUAAGUGACGGAGUAUUCUUACCUCGUUUGGGAGAACUUAAUGGGGUAUAGAUGUGGUGCGUUUUGUCAGAACUCUUGAAACUGGCUGUUUCAAUAAUGUUGCUUUUUAUGAACUUAUGUAUGCAAGGUAAAGUUUGAAUAUUAAAGGUGCGACCAUCUGGUGUUCCCAAGUGGUAAAACAGUGCUGGUACUUAAUUUUUGGUAUUGUGUGCUCUGUGUUGUUACAAAAAAGGGAUAACUCAACUUUCACUUGGUACUGACAAAUUCCUUGCGUUUGUGUAUCUUGCAUUCACAAACACCUGCGUACCCAGUUUAUGUGUAGAUUCCCCAAUAGGGAAAUUGGAGCUUGGUCUUGAUACCUAGGAAUUAACCAUUCUUCUGGUGGCUGCUGUCUGCCUCAUCUUAGGUCAAAUCACAUAAAACUUGCCUAACACUCGGUGACUCUUAGAAAAGCUUGCCCAAUUUAAAAGACAUGUCCAUACAACCGAAAUAAGAUAUGCAUAAUUUCUGAAGCAGGAAAAUAUUUGAAAUGUUCGAGGAGCAGGAAGCCCCAAUAUAGCUGGGAAUGCAAAGGAGACUGGCUUCAGAGGUUAGUGUCGGUGCUUUGGGAACCCUUGGAUUGCUUUCUGUAGGGACAUGAAUAACAGGACCUCAUUAACCUUAAAGUAGAUCACUCUGGUUGCUACGGUGAAUCAAAGAUUCUAGAUUGUCCAUAGUAGAAGCAAGGGAACCAAUUAGGAGGGCUAUUACAGUGUUGCAGGCUAGAGCAGUGACUCAGAGUUCUCUUCCAGACCAGCAGUAUUAGCAUUACCUGAGAAUUUAUUAAAGGUGGAGUCUUCAGACCCUAAUAAUUUGUGUUAACGAGCCCUCUGGGUGAUUCUGAUGCAUGCUAAAGUGUGAGAACCACUGGGUAGUCUAGACGUGCUGGAUUGGAGAACAGUGAUAAUGGAGAUGGUGAGAAAUGUUGCGAUUAGGAUUAUAUUUUGGAGGUAGUACUGUGGAUAGGAGCAAAACCCCUAGGUUUUUAGCCUGAGCAACUGCGUAAACAGUGGUGCUGUUGAUUAGGAUUGAAUACUGGGAGGAGGGAUAGAUUGGGGCAUUGAAGGGAGAUCCAGAAUUCUGAUUUAAGAUUGAGAACCUUCAAUAUAUGAAAUUGAUAUUCAACAUUCAACUCUAUAAAUGGAGUUGGCAGUGUGAGAGAUGCAUCUAGGGCUCAGCGAAGAGAACACGA